AUGAUCCAUGGCACGAAGCCUGCAGCGACAAUCCGGGGGAGGGAGCCUCCAGCGACGGUCCCCAGUCCGGAACCUUCGGCAACGGUCCCCAGUCAAGAGCCUCCGGCGAAGGUCCCCGGGCCCGAGGCCCCGGCGACGAUCCCUGCACCAGAGGCGCCACCGAAGGUGCAGAGUCGGCGUGAGCAUCAUAAACUUAGCAGUAAGGACAGUAGCCGGUCGGAGAGGUCUGUCAUCAACACCCCCGACGGGCCCACUCAGGCCCCCACCCACAACAACGAGCCCCUGCUGAAAGACCCCACCUCCGUGACUGGAGACGAGGCUCCCAGCCUCCAGGAUGAUAACUGGGGGGAGACCACCACGGCAGUGACCGGCACCUCAGAGCUCAGUCUAUCCCAGGAGGAGGUGGUUGGUCUGUGGAAGGUACCGGACGACGGCCAGAGGCAGGGCUGUCGGCUCUACACUCCCCUGGUUCUGGGCUUCUGUGUGGGGCUAGUGGUCCUGGCCACCCCCCUGGCCUUCCUGGUCCUCCCGGCAGUGCUGUGGCCAGCCAGGCUGCAGGCCUGUGGCUCUGCCUGUGAGGGCCUCUUCCUCUCUGUGUCCUGUAAACUCCUCAUUCUCCUGCUUGCUGUUUGGGCUAUCUUCCUGCGCCAGGCCAGUGCCAGCCUGCCCAGAGUGUGUGUGUAUCGAGCCCUCCUGGCCAUGCUCACGCUGCUGCUCACACUCUCCUACUGGCUGUUCUAUGGGGUCCGCAUCCUCGACUCACAGGAUGAGGACUACCAAGGUAUCGUCCAGUUUGCUGUGUCUCUGGUGGACUCUCUGCUGUUUGUCCACUACCUGGCCAUCGUACUGCUAGAGAUCAGACAUCUCCAGCCCUGCUACAGCCUGUGUGUUAUACGCUCCACUGACGGGGAGACAAGCUGCUACAACCUGGGACAGCUCAGUAUUCAGAGGGCAGCUCUGUCUCUGCUAGAGUUCUACUACAGAGACUUUCCUCUUCAUAACCCCGCCCUUCUCUCCGCCUCCAAGCACCGUGCCGCCAAGCACCUGGCCGGCCUCAAGGUCUACACCGUGGAUGGCCCAGGGAACCCGGCGGAGCCGGCAGAGGGGUCGGGGGGACUGAAGGUGGGGGGCAAGUCUCGGACCAUGAUCUCUGCAGCAGCCAGGCACAAAAACACCACUCAUAACGAGCUUUACUACGAAGAGGCAGACUAUGACAGACGGGUCUGCAAACGCAGAGCCAGGCUAGUGGUGGCUGUGGAGGAGGCCUUCAUGCAUGUGAGGCGGAUGCAGCAGGAGGAGCAGAAAGUGUCCCCCGGGGAUGUGAUGGAUGUACGGGAGGCAGCCUCGGCCAUCUUCCCCUCCAUUGCCCGCACCCUGCAAAAAUACCUCCGAACCACCAGGAGGCAGCACUGCCACAGCAUGGACAGCAUCCAGAGACACCUGGUCUUCUGCCUCACACACAACAUGAGCCCCAAGGCAUUCCUGGAGGCCUACCUGUCCCCUGGUCCUACGCUGCAGUACGGUCAAGAGCGCUGGAUGGCCGAUCAGUGGACUCUGGUCAGCGAGGCUGCGGUCACCAGCGGUCUAAAGGAGGGCAUGGUCUUCUCCCUUAGGUGUCUAGACUUCAGCCUAGUGGUCACGGUCAAGUCCAUCCCCUACAUUCGAAUGACCGAGGAGUACGUUGACCCCAAGUCACACAAGUUUACCCUGUGUCUCCAAUCUGAAACAUCAGUCUAA
Messenger RNA from Salvelinus namaycush (lake trout), 1737 nucleotides. Its product is annotated as vang-like protein 1. Gene Ontology annotation, cellular component: plasma membrane. The record is from RefSeq and is a predicted model, not a curated record. Bases 1 to 1737 code for a protein of 578 amino acids. NCBI's taxonomy places the organism in Eukaryota, Metazoa, Chordata, Actinopteri, Salmoniformes, Salmonidae. Gene Ontology annotation, biological process: multicellular organism development. The transcript has 8 exons.